Sardina pilchardus (European sardine) is the source of this 843-nucleotide messenger RNA. RefSeq names its product zinc finger MYND domain-containing protein 15-like. Gene Ontology annotation, biological process: negative regulation of DNA-templated transcription. The record is from RefSeq and is a predicted model, not a curated record. Gene Ontology annotation, molecular function: histone deacetylase binding. Lineage: Eukaryota; Metazoa; Chordata; Actinopteri; Clupeiformes; Clupeidae. The transcript is spliced from 4 exons. Bases 86 to 805 code for a protein of 239 amino acids.
AUUCACCUGCAUUGUUUUUCAGCACACCUCCGGGUCUAGGACAAUCAGGACAAACUAAUUUCCGAAUUAAAGGAAGAGAAAGAAGAUGGAACUCGUAUCUGGUUACCGAGACCGGCUCAUAGCUUUUUCCGAGACCAUGGCGCAGUGGUACCGCUCCUUCCAGACCUGCCCCAAGACGCACUGCGAGAAGGGGUGUCUGAGUGACACUUGGGGAUAUGGUCCUCCUCGUUACCCCAUCGACGAAGCCUCUCCUCUUUGGAUCCUGCACCUGUUGGACUGCACUACACCGCCCCCUGCUGUUCACAGUCGUCUUAGACAGUCUGAAAUAGACCCCGCCGACUUGGCACGCUCCGAGGGUGACAGUGUUUUGAUGGUGACCGACGCCUCUGGGCUGCCGCUGGGGUUUGAUGUCCUGUCACGCGGCUGGGCGGGGUCUCUGGGAGGAGGCGAGGCGGCGGGCGGCGACGGCAGAGGAGCCGUGGGAACCACGCAAAGGAUGGUGGGAUUGCUCCGCCGCUGCAUGGAGGCUCCGAUGAGUGGCGGGUUGCCACGCCGACCCCAGACCCUUAGAGUGAACGACAGGAAACUUCACAGGCUGCUCAGCAGGAGUGAGCGGGCCUACACCGCCCUGCGCGUGGUGCUGUGUCCCCAGGCCCUGGGAGACUGGGGCCCCACCACGCUGGAGCCCGAGAGCGGCGAGAGCGGCGAGCCCGCGCGGCAGGAGUUCAGUAUGCGCUGGCCCUCGGCCCGCUACUGCCACGUGUGUAAGAAACAUUCCUUCCCCAGCCAGCUGAAACCAUGGUAAGGCAACGAGGGAGCAGGGGAGGAGGGAAAGGAGAUGGA